ACUGAUCUGUUUUUCGGUCUUCCUUUCCUUCCUUGCUUGUUGCGUAAAGCCGCCAACUCCUCCUUUUCCACCAUCCACGAUGACGACGUCCCUUGAGCAGCUCAAGCAGUUCACCACAGUUGUGGCUGACACUGGCGACUUUGAGACCAUUGCACAGUUCUCUCCUCAGGACGCCACCACCAACCCAUCCCUGGUGUACAAGGCUGCCCAGGAGGACAAGUACAAGCAUGUCGUUGAGGACGCCAUCAAGUACGCCAAGGAGAACGGCAAGGACAUCAAGGAGCAGAUCACGCUCGCUGGCGAUAAGCUCUUUGUCAACUUUGGCGUCGAGAUUCUCAAGCUCGUCCCCGGCCGCGUCUCCACCGAAGUCGACGCUCGGCUGUCGUUUGACCGGGAGGCGCAGAUUGCCAAGGCGCUGCGGCUGAUUGAGCUGUACAAGGCCAACGGCAUUGACAAGGAGCGUGUGCUCAUCAAGCUCAGCUCCACAUGGGAGGGCAUCCAGGCUGCCCGCGAGCUCGAGGAGAAGCACGGCAUCCACUGCAACCUCACCCUCCUCUUCUCCUUUGCGCAGGCUGUUGCGUGCGCCGAGGCCGGCGUGACACUCAUCUCCCCCUUUGUCGGGCGCAUCCUCGACUGGCACAAGGCGCACAACGGCGGCAAGGACAUUGCGCCGGAGAACGACCCCGGUGUGGAGUCGGUGACCAACAUCUACAACUACUACAAGAAGCACGGCUACAAGACGGUUGUCAUGGGCGCCUCCUUCCGCAACACGGGAGAGGUCACCCACCUCGCAGGAUGCGACCUGCUCACCAUCUCUCCUGCUCUCCUCAAGCAGCUUUCCGAGUCCACCGACCCGGUGACGCAGCGGCUGAGUGCGGAGAAGGCGAAGACGCUCGAUCUCGAGAAGAUUUCCCUGGACGAGAAGCAGUUCCGCUGGAUGCUCAACGAGGACGCAAUGGCCACAGAGAAGCUCUCGGAGGGCAUCCGCAAGUUUGCACAGGACCAGAUCAAGCUGGAGACGCAGAUCCGCGAGCUGCUCAUGAAGGCCUAAACACACACACACACACACACACAUGCACACACGAGCCGUGUGUUCGUGGGAUGCUGUUGUUCAUCUGAUCGAGGACGUGUUGUGCACUUCUGGCGAUUGUCAAUUGUGUCGUUUUCCUGUGUGCCUUGGUCCUCUCUUCUCCUACCGUUCAUUCCUCUGCACCGGUUCCCCACCGCUGUUGCCCCAAACGCUCAUACACGCACCCACAACACAAGCAUAAACACAUGGUUUACCUGCUGCUGCGUCCCACUCUUGUUCUUCACACCUCCACAACAUAAACGGCUGUUGUUUCGACACAUCCCAAAGAAAACG
Molecule: messenger RNA, 1363 nt
Organism: Salpingoeca rosetta
Lineage: Eukaryota; Choanoflagellata; Craspedida; Salpingoecidae
Product: transaldolase 1
Exons: 9
Coding region: 80-1051 (323 amino acids)
Biological process (GO): pentose-phosphate shunt, non-oxidative branch; pentose-phosphate shunt; carbohydrate metabolic process
Cellular component (GO): cytoplasm; intracellular anatomical structure
Molecular function (GO): transaldolase activity
Source: RefSeq, a predicted model, not a curated record